GCCGGCAGCGCGCACUGCGGUGACGUGGUGGUGUUCCCGGACGCAGGCCAUGGAGAGCGCGGUGGCUUUGCCUCAGCUGCCGCCGCACGACCCGGGGACGCCGGCGCUGUCGGUGGUGGACAUGCACACUGGCGGCGAGCCCCUGCGCAUCGUGCUGGCGGGGUGUCCGGAAGUGGUUGGCCCCACGCUGCUGGCCAAGCGGCGCUACGUGCGCCAGCACCUUGACCACUUGCGACGACGGCUCAUGUUCGAGCCACGCGGGCACCGGGACAUGUACGGGGCCGUGUUGGUGCCUAGCGAGCUGCCGGACGCGCAUUUGGGCGUCCUGUUCCUGCAUAACGAGGGCUACAGCUCCAUGUGCGGCCAUGCAGUGCUGGCGCUGGGCCGCUUCGCCGUCGACUUCGGGCUCGUCCCCGCGGCCCCGGUCGGUGCCCGCGAGGUCCGCGUCAACAUCCACUGCCCGUGCGGGCUGGUGGCCGCCUUCGUGGAAUGCGAGGGCGGCCGCAGUCGCGGCCCUGUGCGCUUCCACAGCGUCCCGGCCUUCGCGCUGGCCACAGAUCUUUUAGUGGAUGUUCCUGGUCGUGGAAAGAUGGCAGUAGACAUUGCAUAUGGUGGAGCGUUUUAUGCAUUUGUUAGUGCUGAAAAGUUAGGACUUGAUGUUUGUUCUGCAAAGACAAGGGACCUUGUGGAUGCAGCGAGUGCAGUGACGGAAGCAGUUAAAACUCAGUUUAAAAUAAAUCAUCCUGAGAGUGAAGACCUUUCCUUUCUGUAUGGAACUAUAUUAACUGAUGGAAAAGACACUUACAGUGAGGAACCAACCACCAACAUCUGUGUGUUCGCAGAUGAGCAGGUUGACAGAAGUCCUACUGGAUCGGGAGUGACAGCUCGAAUUGCCUUACAGUAUCACAAAGGGCUUCUAGAACUGAACCAGACCAGAGCCUUUAAAAGCAGUACAACUGGCUCAAUAUUCACAGGGAAGGCUGUGAGGGAAGCAAAAUGUGGAGAUUUUAAAGCUGUUAUAGUUGAAGUAUCCGGACAAGCCCAUUAUACAGGUACAGCAAGUUUUAUAGUGGAAAAUGAUGACCCACUGAGGGAUGGAUUCCUUCUCAAAUGACUUCUGUGAGUUUUCAGCGCUCUCUCUGAAUUACAUGGAAAAUGAUCUUCAAAUUGUACAUGUCAGCCAAGUUCCAUUCUUUCUAAAAUAGGAUGCUGUGUCUAAAUGUAAUCAUUGUACCUCAUCUUUGCACAUGUAAUUGGUAUAAAUAUCACCUAUGUCAGCUUACAAAAUGCUGAAAAUUCAGAAUAUUUUUCUAGUGAUUAACCUAUCGGGCAAAAUUAACACCUUAGCCUUUGUUAGUUUUAAAAUGUUAUGCUCUGCUAGUUCCUAUGAUACUUUGUUUUAGAUGCUCUUUGACUAAUAAUAGCUUGAAUUGUAGCCCUCACAACAAUGCCUCUUACAAGUCCAUUAUUAUAGUCUUCAGUUUUCAAGUAAGAUAAUGUCCUCUCUCCGAGCAGGAUGUAAGGGAGAUGGAUUAUUUAUUAUAAGGUACUCAACACUUGGCAUACAUAGCCUGGGAUGGAUUAGGAUGGGUCAGCUUCUUUGGGCAGAUAUCACGGCUGCUGCCAGGACCUUCUCUCUGCUGCAAGGCCCUGCUCCCACACCGAGGCAGCUGAAGUGCCAUAAGCUGGUGUGAGAAGACCAAUAAUCAGACUUUGGCUCUUAUAAGAGGGAUUGUUUACUGCAUUAUAAACUCAGUGGAAAUCAACGAAUUACUACGGUACGAUGAAUCUCUUACUCCAACAAUUAAAUGCCAGGUAGAUUUAAAACCUGAAAGAAAUGUUAACUAUUAAUUCUCGCUAGUUAAUUGUCUAUGAGCCUGUUAAAAAUAAAAUUUGACCAUUUUCAGUCACUAUAAAAUGAAGUAUGAAAAACUUCUUCAAUAUGUGAUGCCCUCAAUAUUCAGUAGAGUCACCUGUGAGAUAAGUAAUAUAUUUUUUCCUGAGCAUACAGAAACUGAAGUGAUUACUUUUAACUGGUUUUGUCAUCUGGUUAAGUCUGUAAUUGAAUUACCUGACCAAAAUGAAGGCUUCUUAGCUUAUAACUUUACAGUUAAUGUUCCUGGAUUCCCCAUUGUACAAAAACUAAUGUUUUCCACUCAUUCUCUAUAAAAUCCUGUGGUAAAGGAAUCACCUACCUUCAAAAAAUUGACACUAGCUUACUACAACCAAGAAAUUUUCUACACAUUAGAGAGAUUUGUUGUACAUUCAUCUUAAAAUGAAAAUAGAACUACUAUUCUCUCUUCAAAUUUCACGUCACAUUAACUUGAAAAAGAUACAUAUACUGUUUAAAAGUUACAUUUUACAGCAUUUUGUAGUGGGCCACAUGCAUAUCCUCUAACGAAGUACACCACAAAAGGCGAAUUGUCCUAUGGCUACCAAGGGUGGAGAGUAUUUUAUCACUGAUGUUGAUUAAAUUGUUAGCACUUGGUGAUGAUAAAAAGCAGACUCACUUUAGU
This is a messenger RNA of Hyaena hyaena (striped hyena), 2516 nucleotides long. It is a transcript of the gene L3HYPDH, whose product is annotated as trans-L-3-hydroxyproline dehydratase. Lineage: Eukaryota; Metazoa; Chordata; Mammalia; Carnivora; Hyaenidae. The transcript is spliced from 5 exons. The record is from RefSeq and is a predicted model, not a curated record. Gene Ontology annotation, molecular function: hydro-lyase activity. The coding region runs from base 50 to 1114 and encodes 354 amino acids.